ACAGUAAGCUGUAGCUUGUUCGUCGGCGGUUCUAACAACAGACGGGCAGCGGUCUCUUCCGUCCAUACAUCAUGAGGUUGCUAACAAUAAAGACCUUAUCCAUCGUGAUGUUGGUGUGGGUCGCCGUGGUGAUGUUGCUGUUGCGGCUUAAUAGGACGGGUGCUACAUCGAGGGCGGAUACGUUGGCGGACACCGAUUUGAAAACAAACAUGGAUCACUCCCUCGUACUCCCCUCUUUCGGCGUCGUAAACGUUAUGGAAGAACACCAUGAAGCUUUGAUGUACUGGUUCUCGGCCGCAGCUAGUGGGGCAAUUAAGAAGCAAGGGAACGUUCUGAUUCACAUAGACGGUCACUCAGACGCCGCCCAACCAGAGUAUUGGAGGAAGAUGCCUCUCUUUCGGUUACCUACCAACCAGAGGGAGGUGAAGCUAAUGAUGGAGAGGAACGACGUCUUUAUUCAGGUCGCUGCUUCCACAGGGUUGAUCAAUCGUUUCAUCUGGGUUUGGCCCCCGUAUGACGCUGGAGGCUUCCUCCACGAAACGAACGCCCCCUACGUGUCUGUUCGACUGAGAAUCGGCGUAAUGUACAGACAUGGGGAGAGUGAUGGUGACAGAUACAUACUGGAACGCUGUGUUUGCGCAGAAUCUGACCACUUCACGAUAGACAACCCAUGUGCCUGGAUUGAUGCAGAUGUUGAAAAUGAUUCUGAGGAUUAUGUUGUCAUACCUGAGUCUAGAUGUAUGGAUAUGUCCCUAAAGGGCACGUUGGAGUUCGUGAGUACAGACAAGGCUAUAGAGCUAGCAAAAUCAGGCAGAUGGAUCACGGCGAGUGACAGCGUCAUCGUGGACAUUGACGAGGACUACUACGCAUGUGAAGCUGUGUCCGCUCCUCUGUACGAUGCCGGGAUGAGUAAGGCUCAAAUCUAUGACAUAUCAUUCAGUGUAGGGAAGCUUAUGUGUGUUGACAAUGCUCACGAUGAAAUGCUGGCUGAUAAAUUCUUUCAUGACAUGUUAAAGAUCACACUCACACAUCUCAAGCUCUGCGGUAGCGGAAGAGCAAAAGAUGACAGAUCAUGUUCUGACUCACUUUCUAUGAGGAAUUCAGUUAUUGAUAAACUCCACAAUGUACUGGAAAAGGCUAGGCAUGUUAUGUGCCUGCCUAACGAAUCUACCUAUUUUAUACUUGGUCGUCUACUCGACGACCUCCUUUACCUUGAUGAGCGUAAGUUGGAGGAACUUAUCACUGUUGGCGUGUGUAUGAACCAGUCCCCAAGGAGUACAGGCUUCAACCGAAAUGAUGGCAUGGUGAUAUGCCAGGGUUACAAUGGGCCUAAUACAACGCUCAUCCCAUACCACAGCGUUGACGAGAAGGAGAUUGACAACACCACCAACCAUCUCAAGACUAUCCUCUCACAGUCAUUCACUCCUGGUGUGGUGACUCUCAUCCGUUCUGUACGGGAUGGUUAUACUCCGAGGAAACAUUUCCACAUUAUUGAGCCUAAAAUUCUCAAUGUUUUGAAAACCACGUUCCCAGACCAUAUAAACGACCGUAGCAUACACUAUGACUCGGAGCUGCUUGGAGGAAAAGAUGGGUGGUAUUUGAGAUACAAGAAAAUUAAGUCUUAAUUAUAUGUGUAAGUAAAUAUGCAAAUAGUGCAGGACCUUACCCAUUUACAUGUCUAUGUCUUUAGUUUUCGUCUUAAAAAAAGAUUUUCCGUCACUGCUCCAAGAAAGUAGGAGCUUCCGGAAACAAUUUCAAGUUAAAUUUCCAGCGAACAUUCGUUUUGUGUAAAACCUGAGGCAACAUUUCUACUAUUUACUGGAACAAUUUAUAUAUUUUUCCCAGUGUCAAUGAAUGUCAAAUGGUCGGUCCCUAAGGCCUGUGGCCUAUGUCAGAUCUAUAAGAGCAGUGUAAAGAACAAUUUCUGAACCCAAACAUCAAUCCAGAUCAAAUGUAUGGAUUGAUUUUCGAAGGUGCCUGGAAAAAUAUUUAAUCUGCAAUUGAUUUAAAUAAGCACAUAUAUGUAGGCAGAGACCAUAUACUAGAGGGAAUAUGGUCUUUGAUGUAGGCUACAUAACCAAAUAAAAAAUGUUAGAUUUAGAAAAUAACUGACUGUCGUAUUGUUUUGGUAAAGGAAAACCGUGAUUGGAUAAUCAAGAAAAUCAGUAAACCCAUUGCAAGAAUGUUUAGACGAUGUUGUAUGGGAGAUUUGGAAUGUUGUUCUCAUAACACAUAUUACAAUUGCAUUAUACUAUUAACUAGGUUGAUAAAUCAAUACAAAUUACUGCAGAGCAAUCACAUUGGCAGUAUGCAGUAGUGGUAGUACAAAAUUCAAAGGCAGUAUCAAAUGCAAUAUUAUCAUCAAUAACAUUCAUCUAUCCACAACAGUGGUCAAGCUUCCACAAUACAUGCAAUACACCCAAACAGCUCAUGUCACACUCAAACAGCUCAUGAAACACACUCAAACUCAUGCAAUACACACAAACAGUUCAUGUCACACUCAAACAACUCAUGGCAUACACUUAAGCAGCUCAGGCUAUACACGCAAACAAAUCAUGUCAUACACUCAAACAGAUGAUGUCAUACACUCAACCACAUCAUGUCAUACACUCAAACAGGUCAUGUCAUGCACUCAAACAGAUGAUGUCAUACACUCAACCACAUCAUGCCAUACACUCAACCACAUCAUGUCAUACAC
Molecule: messenger RNA, 2698 nt
Organism: Haliotis rufescens (red abalone)
Lineage: Eukaryota; Metazoa; Mollusca; Gastropoda; Lepetellida; Haliotidae
Exons: 4
Coding region: 72-1625 (517 amino acids)
Source: RefSeq, a predicted model, not a curated record